AUGCCAGCCGCCACAAUUGGGCAGUGCAUCAGCGCCGGCGAAAGGGGCCGGGGCGCCCCUCGCAAGCCCCCUGCCAGCGGGGACCUCCAGCCAACUCUAGAGAAGGACAAUUCUGCACGAGAAGCUUCAGUGCUUCCGGUUGGGAGGGGUGAUGACAUUGGCGUGCAGGCUCCUGGGAGGGAAGUAGAGAAGCAAGAGAACGUUUUGAAUGGUAAGAAUGAGGAGGGGGCGCGUGGCUGGGCAUGCGUCGGCCGGAAUGGUACGGGGAAGGUGUUGGACGGGCACGCGAAAGAAGCGAAGGCGGGCAGGGGAGAAGCCUUGAGAGCUGGGGAUCCAAGUUCAAAGUCCAUAGGACAAGACAGGGUGGAUGCAGACAGGCCUUUGCAACUAGAGAAUGAAGCUUUUUCAAGAGCUGCUGAGGCCUCGGCAGGGGCGUCAAAUGUGACAUCAGGUAUCCUAGGUAUAAUUGAGUCUGCCCCGCAGAAUGUGACGGGGGAUCCAGUCACUGCUGGCAUAAGCAGUCCUCCUAGGCUAACUAUCCCCAAUACAUCCCCAGGUCACGGCACUCAAACCCAAACAAACACGCCAGAGUUCCGCAGCCCACCAAGGGCGCUAAUCAUCCCUCACAGGUUCUCUUUCGACAGCCCCCACCGACCGACCCUCAUACCGGAGUCCCCUGAGAUUCGCCAGCUCAAGAAACGGCUAAGCACCAGCAAGAUAGAGGCGGACCCUGUACUCGCCUCUUACUUUAGAGAAGUGGACACGAGCACGAGGGAGCAUCUGGUAGAAGAAGCGCUGGGGUUCCCGCAUGUGUCUGCGGAGGAUCUCGCUAACCGGCCCUUUAACCUCCCCGCUAACCACCCCGCGAACCGCCGCAGCUUCAAGACGGUGAAGCGGCUGAUCACAUUGCAGGACAAAGAGGGGAACAAGUAUGUGAACCAGUACCUGAUUCUAAAGCCCCUUGGCCAAGGCAGCCACGGCAAAGUAAAGCUGUCUCUCAACGCUGCCGACGGCUGCUUAUACGCCAUGAAAAUCAUCGACAAGGCGCUCUUGCGUAAGAAGCGCCUGGGCUCGCGCGCCGCCGAAAACGACGCCAUGCGAGAAAUCGCAAUUAUGAAGCGCCUGGCGCACCCCAAUAUUGUCGAGCUGCAUGAGGUUAUCGACGACCCGCUAGACGACAAGCUGUACAUGAUCAUUGAGUACGUGGAGGGAGGCCCUGUUUGGGGCCGGACACACCAAGACCCGCUGCCGGAACACCUGGCGCGCAAGUACUUCCAAGAUGUGGUACGGGGCCUCGACUACCUGCACCGGCACAAGAUUGUGCAUCGCGACAUCAAGCCCGAGAAUCUGCUCCUCGCACCGGACGGCACCGUCAAGAUCAGCGACUUCGGCGUUUCGAACGUCUUUGAGGAGUCGGACGCGAUGCAUCGUCCGGUGGGGACGCCCGCGUUCCUGGCACCGGAGGCCUGCAGUUCAGACACCUUCCGCGGCCGUGACUUGGACAUAUGGGCGCUCGGCGUAUGCCUUUACCUAAUGGUCGUCGGGCGGCUCCCUUUCGAGGCGGAAUCCGUCGCCGGAAUGUACCAUAGAAUCGUGCACGAGCCGCUCGCCUUCCCCGCCGGGACACAGCUGUCGCCUGAGCUCGUGGACCUGCUGACUGGCAUCUUGGAAAAGGACCCGUUGCGGCGGCUCCAGCUGGCGCAAAUAAUGGCACACCCGUGGGUCAACAAGCAAGGGGAAGCCUCCUCGCUCCCCUUGCAGACGGCAGUUGGGCCAGUGGAGUCACUGACUCUCACGAUUGAGUAGGCCUUGCCAUCACGUUCGCGAAUGACUGAUUGUGGUUGCAACCGUCGACUAUCCUUCGAUAUUGAUUUCCUUGGUCGUAUACGCCGUCGCUGGUGAAAUAAGCACAAUCAAGGAUCUUAUUGGUCAGGUAGCCCCGCUGCAAAAUGAGUGUACAAAUGAUAAUACAGAGGUCACGGUCUUUUUGACAUUCGGAAUUGGAGUCUGGAUCCAUAAAUUGUUUUGGUCAACUGGUAUUUCAAGCAAUGAUCACGCGUUAAACGAGAGCCUAUAAAAACGACGUAUACCAGACUUGAAAUGAAUUAGAUACGAUUAAUGGACGAUCAGUCAGAGUCUCAGUCCCUGCAAGUUAUCAGCAACUUACACCAAUAAUUGCAUGCC
Klebsormidium nitens is the source of this 2184-nucleotide messenger RNA. The record is from the annotation of a GenBank genome assembly. Lineage: Eukaryota; Viridiplantae; Streptophyta; Klebsormidiophyceae; Klebsormidiales; Klebsormidiaceae.